This is a messenger RNA of Conger conger (European conger), 788 nucleotides long. It is a transcript of the gene sf3b6, whose product is annotated as splicing factor 3b, subunit 6. Bases 150 to 527 code for a protein of 125 amino acids. The transcript has 4 exons. Gene Ontology annotation, molecular function: mRNA binding. Gene Ontology annotation, cellular component: cytoplasm; nucleus; ribonucleoprotein complex. Lineage: Eukaryota; Metazoa; Chordata; Actinopteri; Anguilliformes; Congridae. The record is from RefSeq and is a predicted model, not a curated record.
CGCCAAAGUCCCCUUUUCCGGAUGUGCUGAAACUGCAUUGUGACGUCUGUUGAAUAAGCAACGCAAGCCAGCAUUAGCAACUAAAUCGUCUCAAUUUGAGUUGAAUUUGUUGUGUUCAAAGAGGAAAAUUCUACAAAAGACAGGCAAAAAUGGCUAUGCAAGCUGCGAAACGAGCCAACAUUCGGUUACCUCCAGAAGUCAACAGAAUUCUCUACAUUAGGAAUUUACCCUAUAAAAUCACAGCUGAAGAAAUGUACGACAUAUUUGGAAAGUAUGGACCAAUAAGGCAAAUCCGAGUUGGAAACACACCAGAGUCUAGAGGAACAGCAUAUGUGGUUUAUGAAGACAUUUUCGACGCGAAGAACGCUUGCGAUCACUUGUCUGGCUUCAAUGUCUGCAACCGGUAUCUCGUAGUCUUGUACUACAAUGCUAACAGGGCUUUCCAGAAAAUGGACACCAAGAAAAAAGAGGAACAGUUGAAACUCCUCAAGGAAAAAUAUGGCAUCAACACCGACCCACCAAAAUAGAUUUUUUGUUGAAUAGACAGAUUUGCUUUUCCAUGUGUACAUCGUAUUCCUUUGGAGAUUGAUUUUCCUUUUUGUAAUUUUGAUUAAAUUUGUGACACCUCUCCCCACCCCCCUGCCCAUUGUCUUUACGAUGAUAUGCUUCGUAAUAAUGCAUGUACAUUAUUUUGCAUCUUUUUAUGCACUGUAUUACAGUGUAUUUGUAUGAUUCAUUUGUUCUAUUCAAUCUCUGCAUUUGAAAUAUUAAAAUUACAUUUUUUGUAA